UUGCAAAGCAGCAAAUAAACAAACAAUUGAUCGAGAAGAUGUUCAGAAACUCCGUUGCCCAGAUCUCCAAGAGAUCCUUCACCUCCUCCGGUGCUCGCUCUUACUUUGCAAAGGCCCAGUUCCUGGGCCGCAUUGGUGCUGAUAUCGAGGAGUCUGUCUCAGCCAACGGGAAGAGAUACGUUAGAUACCCAAUUGCCGUUCAAACCAACAAGGAUUACCCAGUGAACUGGUUUAACAUUGUUGCCUUCAGCGAGAAGCAAGUCGACUUUCUGACAAACUAUGUUAAGAAGGGAUCCCUUGUCCACGUUGAUGCUGCAAUUACACAGGAUAGCUACGAAAGAGAGGAUGGCUCUAAGGCAUCCAACAUUGCCUUUGUGCAGACUAAACUCGAUCUCUUGUCCUCUCCAAAAUCCGAGCCAGAGGCUUAAACAGGAAGAACACUUGUGCUUGUAAUGAUAUCUAUAUAUGAUAUAACAUGCUAGUGAUAGUAUGUGAUAAUAUGAUUUUGGAUUAACUAAUUGCUGAUGGACUCUUCUACAGGUUUACACCAACUACACAAUGUAGGGAGAGGGAAACAAACCAAUACCUGCCCCUUUUGGACUUGAAUGGCAUAUAGAUGGAUCACCCAUUUGAACCUUACAGUUCCAAACAUGCCAAUAACAAAACAAAACCAAUCCAAUUACAAUCACUAUACACAACACAGUAGAUGCCGAG
This is a messenger RNA of Williopsis jadinii, 714 nucleotides long. RefSeq names its product Rim1p (gene RIM1). The coding region runs from base 39 to 428 and encodes 129 amino acids. Gene Ontology annotation, molecular function: single-stranded DNA binding. Gene Ontology annotation, biological process: positive regulation of helicase activity; mitochondrial DNA replication. Gene Ontology annotation, cellular component: mitochondrial nucleoid. The transcript has 3 exons. NCBI's taxonomy places the organism in Eukaryota, Fungi, Ascomycota, Saccharomycetes, Phaffomycetales, Wickerhamomycetaceae. The record is from RefSeq and is a predicted model, not a curated record.